AAAAACGGUGCCUACGAACUGAAAGUCAUCUAUAAGGUUGAUGGAAGUAAUGCAUCGGAGUUCAAAAUCCCUCAGGGCUAUGUUCGUAAGACUGGGGAUCGGUAUGCGCUUCUGAGUCAUGAAGAUUUGCAGUUGAUCCCUGAUUCAAACUGGAAGAUUCCCAUUGAUCCACGGGUGUAUCUGGUUUACCCACAACCACUGAAUCUCAGCGAUACCAUCCAUCGCCUGCUUAACAACACACCGAUUGCAGAGGCUCCAAUAAAUGGCGGCGUCUUUCGGUACUUAGCGAUUAGUCGAGAGGUAUGCCAUCCGGAAAAUCCUCCAAGUCAUGCUUUUGACGUUGUUGUGGUAAUUAAGUCAAAUGUUGCCAGCUUCAAACGUCGCGAACUCUUUCGUCAUGUGUAUGGCAAUGUGAUAAACAGCAAUGCCUACACCAUUCAAGAUAUGCGAAUUGGACUCGUAUUUUCUCUCGGUGUUCCACGAACCCAAACCAACAGCAUUUUUAAACGCGGCACGCAUAACUUCAAACUCACUGAAAGUGGAAGUGAAAAUUUAAAUCCUCAAUCGCUUCGACAAAUCUCAAAAAAUUUGGUCGAAGAGAUGGCUACACACGGCGACAUGAUAGUGGGUGACUACGAGGACACCUACUUCAAUCUCACCCUGAAGACGCAUUACUCCUUCAUGUGGUUCUCCACUUUUUGUCGAAUUACUCAACCCAACGUUCUAUUCAUCGAUGACGAUGUUCCCUUCUCUCCACGAGAGCUUAUUCGCGUUCUCUCCUCCAUGUCCCAACAGCAAAGGCGGACCAUGUUCCACGGGAAGGUUGAGAGAAACGCGGUGGUAAUACGUUUUGGCUGGAAAAAGUAUCAGAAAUGGGCUUUGCUGAAGGAGGAGGCGCCAUGGCCACGAUAUCCAACCUACAUGCAGGGCAUAUACAUUCUAGCAGGAUUUGAAAAUGUUGAAAAAGUGGCGUUGGGUAUGCUCUUCACUCAGUACAUUCCAAUUGAAGAUGCCUGGAUUGGACUAGUGGCUACAAGGUUGAAUAUUUCCAUGAACAACAUCCACAAGUACAUGUCGAGAGAAAACAUGGUGAUCAAGAAGAGAUCCGCGUUUGAACCAGUUGACAUUAAGGUUUUCGUUAGAUGA
Messenger RNA from Hydatigera taeniaeformis, 1146 nucleotides. Lineage: Eukaryota; Metazoa; Platyhelminthes; Cestoda; Cyclophyllidea; Taeniidae. The record is from the annotation of a GenBank genome assembly.